This is a messenger RNA of Canariomyces notabilis, 1255 nucleotides long. RefSeq lists its product as uncharacterized. The record is from RefSeq and is a predicted model, not a curated record. Bases 119 to 1000 code for a protein of 293 amino acids. NCBI's taxonomy places the organism in Eukaryota, Fungi, Ascomycota, Sordariomycetes, Sordariales, Chaetomiaceae. The transcript has 3 exons.
UUGACAAGUUCACUGCUGCGCUGCCGACCGCCGUCUGCCGUUGCUUCGCCUCGGUCGUAUAUACAGCCUUUUGGGCCUGCCCUGGUGUAAGCUUGAGAUAUCCUAGUCCUGAGACACAAUGUUUUUCCGACAACCCGGACACGCGCCCGAAGCGGCCGGUAAGAUAUACCGACUGGCGACGCCGGAAUCCUCCAGCGGCUCGGAGACGUCCUCCAUCGCCGAAGCGCACCACGACCACGACCGCACACAAGCCCAACAAGAUUACAAUAGCAACGGUAACAUGAACAGCAAAACCACUGCUUCAGCCCCCGAUAACCGUCACCUCUCAUCGCUCCCACUCCCAUCGCCACUCCGACCGAGUUCCCCAACCCGCCCGUUCUCACCCGACGACUACCUCUCAAGCCUGCACCCGUGCCUCGUCCUCACCCGCGACGCGACCCCGUGGCCACACGCGCCCAGCCCCAACCGCAACCCGCGCCCCUUCCUCAUCCUCACGCACACUAGCAAUGCCACCACCGACAUCAACACCGACACCAACACGGCCGUGACGACCAGGGCAUUGACACUAACCGACGGCGCGCUCCGCCUUCUGCCCGUGUCGCCGGCCUCCGUGGCGCAAGGGAGCUGGUACUGGCGGUGCGUGGAGAACGCCGAAACGGGGUGGUUGGGCCUGUGCAACGUCGCGUCGGGGACCUACCUGGGCCACGACUGCUUCGGCAAUGUGCGCGCGACACAGCCGCACCAUCGCGGGUGGGAGUAUAUCUGUCUGAGGCGCUGCCCCGGGCCUGGUGGCCGUGGACGAGGGGGUGGGUACGUUAUGGAUUUGGUCGUUGCCGAUAACAAUGGUGGAGAUGGGUAUGGGAGGCUGAUGAGGGUUGCGGAAGCGAAGGGGGAGGAGGAGGAGGAGGAGGGGAGGUUGGUGCUUGUUGAUCGUCGGGAUCAUGAUGGGGGAGGGGACGGGGUGGUUUGGGAGUUUGUAGAGGUUGGUUUGGCCUGUUAGGGCGUUCUGGAGAGAUGCUGCCGAGUGUUGUGUGAUGCCUCGAUAAGGCCUUUGGUCUCAGGUUCGGACGUCCUCCUUAGGUACUGUACCUACGCUUUCUCCCGCAUUCCGAGGGAAGGUACGGACCACACAUUUCAAGCUGCCAUCAUACCAGACCUUCUGGUUGCCUUGCCUUAAGAUGCCCUCGGCCCCUGCCAAGGCGCACACGGGUGAAGGAUCAUCCAUCACCUUAGGCUUGGUACGGACGACAUUUCG